This is a messenger RNA of Mucor mucedo, 310 nucleotides long. RefSeq lists its product as uncharacterized. The annotation marks the transcript as partial. The record is from RefSeq and is a predicted model, not a curated record. NCBI's taxonomy places the organism in Eukaryota, Fungi, Mucoromycota, Mucoromycetes, Mucorales, Mucoraceae. The transcript has a single exon.
UUAUUUUCUUAUUUCUUGUCAUCCCCAUAUCAUCAAGCCGAAACAUACCUCUAUUUCCUUGUAUUUUACACCUUUAUCCACAAAGUAUGCUUUAUGCGUUGUAAUCAUCUCCCAUCUCGCGUGAUACUUCUCAUGUUAUGCCUGAUCUCGUGUCCACCUUCUGUUUUUUUUCGUCGAUUUGCUGUAUUUUCGAUCACACCAAUACUUUCUGAUCUUGUCUCUCUGGCUCUCGUUUGUCCGAUUACACCUAUUGUACUUCUUGUUGCAAAUAAAGACCUCUUAAAGUGAAGUUCAGCAUUCAAUUCUUUCA